Molecule: messenger RNA, 3151 nt
Organism: Manduca sexta (tobacco hornworm)
Lineage: Eukaryota; Metazoa; Arthropoda; Insecta; Lepidoptera; Sphingidae
Gene: LKRSDH
Product: alpha-aminoadipic semialdehyde synthase, mitochondrial
Exons: 20
Coding region: 119-2914 (931 amino acids)
Cellular component (GO): cytoplasm
Molecular function (GO): saccharopine dehydrogenase activity
Source: RefSeq, a predicted model, not a curated record
AGGAACUUAUUUUAACACAUACGAGUUGAUUACACACACGUUCCGCGAGGGUCGCGUCUCUUUCGCAGUGAUAAAUAUUUGUAAUAUCGUACGUUAAUUUGUGAUUAAUUUAAUAAUAAUGUUACACAAGACGGCGGCUCUUCGUACGAAGAGCCACCUUGUGCAAAAUAUUGUCUAUUAUUCAUCCACGAAGGGACGACAUGUGAUAGCAAUAAGGAGAGAAGACCAGUCAGUAUGGGAGAGACGGGCGCCAUUUGCCCCGUCCAAUGUGAACCGCCUGGUAAGGCAAGGCGUCAAAGUCAUUGUGCAGCCGUCGAACCGACGGGCCUACCCUAUGCAGUCCUACAUAAGUGCGGGAGCGAUAAUCCAGGAAGACAUAAGCGAGGCGAGCGUGAUAUUUGGAGUCAAACAAGUGCCUAUCGAUCUGCUGAUUCCCAACAAAACCUAUUGCUUCUUUUCACACACUAUAAAAGCGCAAGAAGCCAAUAUGCCACUAUUAGACGCUAUUUUGGCUAAGAAUAUACGACUAAUAGAUUACGAGAAGCUUAUGGACCAGUCGGGUAACCGAGUCGUAGCUUUUGGGAAGUACGCGGGAGUAGCGGGCAUGGUGAACAUAUUGCACGGGCUUGGACUCAGGCUGUUGGCUUUAGGCCAUCAUACGCCGUUCAUGCACAUAGGUCCAGCGCAUAAUUAUCGCAACUCAAGUAUGGCGCGCCAAGCUAUCAGGGAUGCGGGAUAUGAAGUAGCUUUAGGAAUGAUGCCCAAGUCUCUCGGACCACUCACGUUUGUAUUUACUGGUUCUGGAAAUGUGUCACAGGGAAGUCAAGAAAUAUUCCAAGAACUACCUCAUGAAUACGUGCCGCCAGAAAUGCUGAGGAAAGUUGCUGAGCAUGGAAGUCCGAACAAAAUAUACGGCUGCGAGGUCCGCAGGCGGCAUCACUUGGAGCGGAAGAAUGGCGGCGGCUAUGACCAUGAGGAGUACGAGGAACACCCCGAGAGAUACAUAUCAACCUUUGCACAGAAGAUUGCCCCAUACACGUCAGUAUUAGUGAACUGCAUUUACUGGGCGGUGGACAGCCCGAAGCUGUUAACGAUCCCGGACGCGAAGCAUCUCCUACUGCCCUCACACACGCCCUGGCUGCCCAAGAGUGUCGGCGCGCCGGCGUUACCUCACAGGAUGUUGGCUAUCUGCGACAUAUCGGCGGACCCGGGCGGCUCCAUCGAAUUCAUGAACGAGUGCACUACUAUCGACACGCCCUUCUGUCUGUACGAUGCUGAUAGGAACAAGGAUACUAAGAGUUUCAAAGGCCCUGGCGUACUCGUUUGCUCAAUCGACAACAUGCCAACACAACUGCCUCGGGAGUCUACAGAUUUCUUUGGAGACCUCCUAUACCCAUAUGCGCAAGACAUCAUGAACUCAGACGCCACUAAGCCGUUGGAUCAGCACAAUUUCACAUCUGUAGUCCAUGGGGCUAUAAUUACCAGUAACGGUAAAUUGACACCGUCCUACGAGUAUAUCAACGAACUCCGAAUGGCGAACAACCGUUCUCGACACAAGGUAGAAGGGAACGACCAACAAACUCCAGUGGUGAUUCUUGGCAGCGGGCUCGUGUCGGCUCCUGUUGUAGAGUAUCUUGCGAGAGACAAAAACAUCGCUGUCACUGUUGCAUCGCAAGUGAAAGAAGAAGCGGACGCACUAGCCGAGCGGUACGGCGUGUCGUCCGAGUACUUCCAGGCGAGUGACGAGGCGUCGCUGAGCAAGCUCGCGUCGCGCGCCAAGCUGGUGAUCUCGCUGCUGCCCUACGAGCUGCACGGCGCCGUCGCGCGCGCCUGCCUCGGCGCACGCGCACACCUCGUCACCGCCUCGUACGUCAGACCCGAGGUGCAGCAGCUGCAUCAGGCUGCGAAAGAGGCCGGCAUCACGUUUCUGAAUGAGGUCGGCUUGGAUCCCGGCAUCGACCAUCUCCUCGCCUUGGAAUGCAUCCAUGACAUUCAAAACCACGGGGGCAGAGUUGACUCGUUCGUGUCGUAUUGUGGAGGUUUACCAGCGCCUGAAUUCAGCGACAACGCUCUUCGGUACAAGUUCUCGUGGAAUCCACGAGGAGUUUUGCUCAACACUAUUUCAGAAGCCAAAUAUCUAAGCAAAGGCCAGAUAGUAGAAGUAUUAAGUGGCGGAGAGCUGAUGUCGGUGGCGCGGGAGCUGGACUUCCUACCAGGGUUCGCCUUCGAAGGUUUCCCCAACAGGGAUAGCACCAAAUACGCUAAGCUCUAUGGCAUUGAAGACGCCCACACUAUUCUCAGGGGCACCAUUCGGUACAAAGGAUUUACGGAUACCAUGAAAGCAUUACAACUUAUUGGACUGGUUGAUCCCAAUCCUCACCCAUCACUGCAUCCAGAUGGUCCGACCAUUACUUGGCGUCAAUUCGCGUGCGAGCUGCUGGGUCUGAUGGACUCGUCGAUAUUCUACGAGAACCUGAAGUCCCGCGCGUCGGAGCACCUCGGCAGCGCGGGCGCGCUCGCCGUGGAGUCGCUCGGCCUCCUCAGCGACAUCGAGAUCGUGAAAUGUGGCACUCCUCUUGAUACCAUUAGUCAUUAUCUUAGCAAGAGACUGCAGCUUGAAAAAGACGAAACCGACUUCGUGGUGCUCCGUCACGAGGUGGGAGUGACAUGGAGGGACGGCAAGAGGGAGAUGCGUGACGUCACCAUGACGGUCCGAGGCGACCCAUCAUCACACACGGCUAUGGCAAGGACUGUUGGACUACCCACCGCCAUCGCCGCUAAAAUGGUUUUAGAUGGUGAAAUUCAAGAGCGCGGCGUGGUGCUGCCUUUUACACCAGUCGUCUACAAGUCCUUGUUGUCAAGACUGAGGUCCGACGGCAUCAACGCCAAAGAAGUCACUCGACCACUCAAUUAAACUGUUUAAAUUCUUAAUUUGUACUUUAUUUGUAAUAAUGUAAUGUGCUUGGUAAUGACAAUAGGUUCAUCCCUAUUCCAUGGGGACCAAUAUAACCGGCGAAAUAUGGGUGGUACUCUUUUGUUCCGAAAAGGGAUAGAGGCGUAAUGCUAUGUAUGUAUGUAUUGAUUUAUUUAUAUUUACAGUAAUUCGUUUGUAAAUAUCUGUAGAAUAUGCUCAAUAAAUCUUAAUUUUUUU